This is a messenger RNA of Acipenser ruthenus (sterlet), 2951 nucleotides long. Its product is annotated as acidic amino acid decarboxylase GADL1-like. Gene Ontology annotation, molecular function: carboxy-lyase activity; pyridoxal phosphate binding. Lineage: Eukaryota; Metazoa; Chordata; Actinopteri; Acipenseriformes; Acipenseridae. Gene Ontology annotation, biological process: carboxylic acid metabolic process. Gene Ontology annotation, cellular component: cytoplasm. The transcript has 15 exons. The record is from RefSeq and is a predicted model, not a curated record. Bases 134 to 1678 code for a protein of 514 amino acids.
ACGCAAACGCUUCCUAUAAAUAAGCCGACAGCAAGAGUGGGCGCUCACAUUUAUUACGAGAGCCAUUAAUUCUGCGAAUACACAAUAUUCAAAAGCGCUUACCUGAAUUUCAGUCGAGAUCAACCCUGCAAACAUGAGUUCACUCAUAUGUGAGAAUGGUGGUAGCAGUAAGCCAGUGAAGAAGAACGCAGUCCUGGUGGAUGGAGUGUAUCUGAACGGCCCCAUCAUGGAUUCCAAGGCUGGAGAGCGCUUUGUGGAGGAGGCCUUCCCUAUCAUCAUGGAGGAGGCCAUAAGGAAGGCCACUGACGUGAAUGAGAAGGUGUGUGAGUGGCAGCCCCCUGAGGAACUGAAGCAGUGUCUGGAUCUGGACCUGAGGGAAGGUGGUGAAGCUCCCCAGCAAAUCCUGAAGCGCUGCAAGGAUGUUAUCAAAUACAGUGUCAAAACAGGUCACCCCAGAUUUUUUAACCAGCUGUAUGCUGGCAUGGAUCACUACUCACUGGUUGCACGCUUUAUCACAGAAGCUAUCAACCCCAGUGUGUAUACAUUUGAGGUGUCCCCAACCUUUGUGAUGAUUGAGGAAGUUAUUUUGAAGAAGAUGAGUGAAUGCGUAGGCUGGGAAGAAGGAGGUGAUGGUAUCUUCAGUCCAGGAGGUUCUAUUUCCAAUAUGUAUGCUGUGAAUCUGGCCAGAUACAAGCACUGCCCCAGUAUAAAAGACGAGGGGCUUUCUGGUAUGCCAAGGCUGGUUAUGUUCACUUCAGAAGAGUGCCACUAUUCAAUAGGCAAAGCUGCUGCCUUCCUCGGUAUUGGUACAAAGAACGUAUAUGUCGUCCCAGCUGACGAAAGAGGUAAGAUGAUUCCUGAGGAGCUGGAGAAACAAGUCCAACGAGCUGUGAAGGAGGGGGCUGUUCCAUUCAUGGUCUGUGCCACUGCUGGCACCACAGUACUGGGAGCUUUCGACCCCCUUGAGAAGAUUGCAGACAUUUGCCAAAAACAUGGACUCUGGUUCCAUGUUGACGCAUCAUGGGGUGGGGGAGCUCUGAUGUCAAACAAACACCGCCAUCUUCUGAAUGGCAUUCAAAGAGCUGACUCGGUAGCCUGGAACCCACACAAGAUGCUCAUGGCUGGUCUCCAGUGCUGUGCAUUCUUGGUGAAAGACAAGACAGGCCUCUUUGAGAAGUGUCACUCUUCCCAGGCCUCCUACCUCUUCCAGCAGGACAAGUUCUAUGAUGUCAGAUAUGACACGGGAGACAAGUCAAUACAGUGCAGCCGGCGGGCAGAUGCCUUCAAGUUCUGGCUCAUGUGGAAGGCUGUAGGAACCCGGGGUCUGGAAGACAGGGUCAACAGGGCUCUUGCAUUAGCCAGGUAUUUAGCAGAAGAAAUCAAGAAAAAAGAAGGGUUUCGCCUGAUUUUGGAGCCAGAGUAUGCAAACGUGUGCUUUUGGUACAUCCCACCUAGUCUGAGGAACAUGCCAGAUGGCCCAGAGUUCUGGAAGAAACUUCACCAGGUGGCUCCAGUGAUCAAGGAGAGGAUGAUGAAAAAGGGCUCCAUGAUGGUGGGCUACCAGCCUCACAGGGACAAAGUGAACUUCUUCCGACAAAUUAUCAUCAGCCCGCAGGUGAGCCGGGAGGACAUGGACUUUGUGUUGCAGGAGAUUGAGGCCCUGGGCAAGGACUUAUAAUGACUUGGAGGCCAUCUCCAGUAACAUCGGCCAGCCUGUUUACACCAGCAACCACCAAGGACAAGCCUGAUCUUGAGGCCCACACUUGAGAAUUAAAAAAUCCAAACAACAGUGGCACUCUGACUAUCAGAGUGAGACUGGGAAAGUGGGGGGCUGUCAGGAUAGUUAUGUGUAUGUACUGUACACAAUUAGAGGCGUGCAGCUCUAAAAGAGUGAACUAUAUAAUUAGUUAACAUUUGAUUAAAUAUUAGUAUGUAUUCCUUUAUUUUAAUUAUAUAAUUAGCUUAUUUGGGCCAAGAAGAAUCCUUCUAAUGCAAAAAUGUUACAGGCUUUAUGCUGUUAAUAUGAUUUUCUCUGGUAUAACCCUUGCAUUACCUGCUUACUUUACUGUAGACAAGACAAUACUAAUUCUAACUGCUAAUUGAUAAUUGUCCUUGUAAUGUAACUCACACACACGCACACACACACACGCACGCACACACGCGCACGCACACGCACACACACACACACACUCCUUGUAAUAAUAACAGUAUCAUAAUAUGGAUUUUAAUGUUUUAUAUUGUGUAUUGUAAAUUAACAGUGCACUGGAGUUCCUGUGUUUUUGUUUAGAGUAGGAUACAAGGUUUCUAAUCAUGGAAAUGAUCUCAUCAUCAAUUCCUGCUGGACUUUUUAAUGUUCAGACUGAGCCUUCUAUCCCCAUUAGUUUCACACCACGUGAGAUUGUCUGUUCAGUAACAUUUAAUUUAGGUAGUGACAGAGUAAUAGAGUAAUGUGUGCAUCUAAUUAAAUGUUACAGUUACUAAAUCAGGAAAAAAUAGAGGAACACGGGGGAAAAUAAGCUGAAAAGUAGUUUACAGAAUAUUUUUUGCUGUUUUAGAUUUUAUCAUUGUUUUUUUUUUGUUUUAAUUUUUAUUUUGUGUGGUUUUCUGUUAAAUUAUGAUAUGUAUACUGCUCAGCUGCUUAAAGUAUAGCCAGGUAUGUUUUAAAGAAAUAUGGCAUUCCUUUCUUGGCCAUAGCUGUGUGUAAUAAUAUCUUUGCCAGCCAAGAUCAUCACAGCUACAAUCUGGAGAAAACUAUCUUUAUUAAGUAAGAUUAUAUUUUUUACAUCCUGCUCAUAGAACGAGUUAAUAAAAAAAUGUAUUAUAUAUAAUAGAAUGGAGAAUUAAAUGUAUUUAUUUAAAUAAUGUUUUAUAAAACAUCAAUGAAUAUGUGAUGUUUAGCUUAUGAUGAAUAUACAGAUUGUUGUUCACCAAAAUAAAACAUGCUUCCUUCA